CUGGCAUGGGAAGCAAGCUGUCCCCGCAUCGUGGCCUCCUGGAAGCUACGAGUGCAUUCGCAGCUGGUCCCGAAGAGUUAUCGAGCGGGCUUCACAUCUCCACCGCUGAAACGUCACUGCAGCCGUCAGGCGACGACACGGACGUUCAAGAGAACUCCUGCGUGUUGGACGUAAGCAAGGCAGAAGACGGGAACACGGAGAGCAGGACGUUCGUUGCAGACGCAAGAAGUGCGCGAGGGACCAUGGCCAACCACGAAGCUGACCGCGCAUUGGUUGUCCCCGUGCCCGAAACGCGGCCGCUCCUGGAAGUGACCUGCGCCGCUUACACCGGAGGAAGGGAGGAUGGUCAGGAGGAUCACGUGUAGUCGAGGUGAACGACAUCGCCGGGGCUCCAAGCAGCAGCUGAGAUGGGCCGAGCCCAGCCGUCUUUGUCCCGUAUAGAGACGUCCGUGCAUCCUAGGAGUUUCAUAUCGUCGCACUAGUCGGCAUCAAAACUCUGUAUACCAAUGCCACGCUGCACUGCGUUUACUACCAACAAAGCUGCGCCACGCCACAAGCACUUGGGACGUCGUACCUGGCCACC
This is a messenger RNA of Rhipicephalus microplus (southern cattle tick), 583 nucleotides long. RefSeq lists its product as uncharacterized. The record is from RefSeq and is a predicted model, not a curated record. Lineage: Eukaryota; Metazoa; Arthropoda; Arachnida; Ixodida; Ixodidae.